Messenger RNA from Alternaria burnsii, 414 nucleotides. RefSeq lists its product as uncharacterized. Gene Ontology annotation, cellular component: EMC complex. The coding region runs from base 1 to 414 and encodes 137 amino acids. Lineage: Eukaryota; Fungi; Ascomycota; Dothideomycetes; Pleosporales; Pleosporaceae. The record is from RefSeq and is a predicted model, not a curated record. The transcript has 2 exons. Gene Ontology annotation, biological process: protein folding in endoplasmic reticulum.
AUGGCUAUCUUGGGAACGGCGCUGAACGGCAUCGGCGCGCUCUUCCUCACACAUGCCGUCUACUCCACCCACGAACACACCGCAACCUUUGCCUCAACACCCCUCCCGCUCGACAUCUCGCUCGAACUCCUCACAUCCAUUCUCCUCCUAUCUCUCGGCAUCGUCCUAUCUUUUGCGCCGUUGAAACCGAUACAAUACGCACAAUGGGCGGGCCAACUCUCGAGACAAGGACGACACGGAGAGGGACAAUACACAAAAGAGGGCGAAGAGAUCUUGAGCGAAGGCGAUCCUUACGCAUUCCUGGGGCUAGAUGGCGGAAUCGCUGGGAAAGGCGAAGGUAGGAGGGGUUUCUGGGACGUUAAAGGGAAGAAGAAAGAAUACGAGGAAUGGGUCAGGCAGGGAGGCAAACAGUAG